UGCGUGCACAGCCAGAGGGGGAGUUCAGCUCAUUUCACCGUUCAUCGAUGCCGCGUGACGCUUAAACACGGACAACGCGCGCCGAACGCGAGGAAGCUCUCGCGCUCUCUCACGCGCAAAAUAACGAAUGCAUACUGAUGAAUUUGAAUUUACCGUGUCAGAUCGGACCCGAGCGUUUUAAUCGAUGUCGGAGUUUUAUCUCUGGAUAUAAGCCGAAUCAUCAUCAUCUGAAAGGAAAGACCUCAUCAAAGAGGCAAAUUAUGCCAGCAGUACCAGAGUCCCUCUCUCUGGUGACGUGCCAGCCUGUUGGUGAGACCCUCCGCUCCAGCGCCCACCCCUGUGCCCUCUCCCCUGGCAGGCCCAUGCUGGUGGACGCCCUGCUCAGGUCCACGCCCGCACCAUGAGCGCCAACGGCCCUGCUCCGCCUGCUGCGACUCCUGCCGCGCCCCCCGCAGCUUCCGUGCCUGUAUCCUCGGUGGUACCGGUCGGCUCGCUAGCCCAGAAGAAGCGGCAGCAGUAUGCCAAGAGCAAAAAACAGGGCAGUUCGGCCAACACGCGGCCGCAGAGAGCUCUCUUCUGCCUCAACCUCAACAACCCCAUCCGCCGGGCCUGUAUCAGCCUUGUGGAAUGGAAGCCAUUUGAUAUCUUUAUAUUGAUAGCGAUUUUCGCCAACUGCAUGGCCUUAGCUGUAUACAUCCCCUUUCCCGAGGAUGAUUCCAACUCAACCAACCACGACCUGGAAACAGUCGAAUAUGCCUUCCUUAUCAUUUUCACGAUCGAAACCUUCUUGAAGAUCAUAGCGUAUGGCUUGGUGAUGCAUCAGAACGCAUAUGUCCGAAAUGGAUGGAACAUGCUGGAUUUCGUCAUUGUCGUUAUAGGAUUGUUUAGUGUUGUCUUGGAAGUUUUGACCAAAGAUGGAGAGAAGGAAGCUGUUGGAGCCCAUCCGUCCGUGCACGGCCACGGAGGGAAACCAGGAGGUUUCGACGUCAAAGCCCUCAGAGCCUUUCGAGUGCUGCGACCGCUUCGCCUGGUCUCAGGAGUGCCCAGUUUACAGGUGGUGCUGAACUCCAUCAUUAAAGCCAUGGUUCCUCUCCUCCACAUCGCCCUGCUGGUUCUGUUUGUCAUCAUCAUCUACGCCAUCAUCGGUUUGGAGCUUUUCAUUGGAAAAAUGCACGCUACUUGUUAUUUUCAAGGGACAGAGAUAAUAGCAGAGGAUGAACCUGCACCGUGUGCUGUUAAUGGUCAUGGUCGUACAUGUCCUAUCAAUGGCACUGUGUGUAAGGAGGGCUGGCACGGCCCCAACGGAGGCAUCACAAACUUCGACAACUUCAUGUUUGCCAUGCUCACUGUGUUUCAGUGCAUUACCAUGGAGGGCUGGACGGAUGUACUCUACUGGAUGAAUGAUGCUAUGGGGUUGGAGCUGCCCUGGGUGUACUUUGUGAGCUUGGUCAUCUUCGGCUCUUUCUUCGUCUUGAACCUGGUUCUGGGUGUGUUGAGCGGAGAGUUCUCUAAAGAGCGAGAGAAGGCAAAAGCUCGUGGAGAUUUCCAGAAGCUACGGGAAAAACAACAGCUGGAGGAAGAUCUGAAAGGUUAUCUGGACUGGAUCACGCAGGCGGAAGACAUUGACCCUGAGAAUGAGGAAGAUGAUGAAGAAAGCAAACGCAACCGGGUUACAUUGGCCAGCCUCAUGGAGAAGAAGAAGAAAGGGUUUGGCUGGUUCAGCCAGUCCUCUGACACUCAUGCGAGUAUGCCGGCGAGUGAGACCGAAUCCAUGAAUACAGAGAAUGAGAAAGUAGAAGAUGAGAAGGCGACAUGUUGUGGCCCUACAUGUCAAAAAAUUUCAAAAUCAAAGUUCAGUCGGCGCUGGCGUCGCUGGAACCGGUUGUGUCGGAGAAACUGUCGUUUGGCUGUGAAAUCUGUGCCGUUCUACUGGCUGGUGAUCAUCCUGGUGUUCCUCAACACUUUGACCAUCUCAUCAGAACAUUACAACCAGCCUAUGUGGCUCACACAAGUACAGGAUGUGGCCAAUAAAGUGCUGCUGGCCCUGUUCACAUGCGAGAUGUUGGUGAAGAUGUACAGUCUGGGCCUGCAGGCUUAUUUUGUGUCUCUCUUUAAUCGUUUUGACUGCUUUGUGGUGUGCGGAGGCAUCACAGAGACGAUCCUAGUGGAGCUUGAGAUCAUGUCACCUCUCGGCAUCUCAGUGUUUCGAUGUGUACGACUUCUCAGGAUCUUUAAAGUCACACGUCAUUGGGCAUCUCUCAGUAACUUGGUGGCAUCUCUCCUGAACUCCAUGAAGUCCAUCGCAUCUCUACUGCUGCUGCUGUUCCUCUUCAUCAUCAUCUUCAGCCUCCUCGGUAUGCAGGUGUUCGGCGGCAAGUUUAACUUCGACGAGACACAAACAAAGAGGAGCACCUUUGACAACUUCCCUCAGGCCUUGCUCACUGUGUUUCAGAUUCUGACCGGUGAAGACUGGAAUGCCGUCAUGUACGAUGGAAUUAUGGCAUACGGUGGCCCAUCAUCAUCAGGAAUGAUUGUGUGCAUCUACUUCAUCAUUCUCUUCAUCUGUGGAAACUACAUUCUUCUGAAUGUGUUCUUGGCUAUCGCUGUGGACAACCUUGCAGACGCAGAGUCUCUGAACACAGACAAUGAUGAUAAGAAGAAAGGUGAUGAAAUUGAUGAAAUUGAAGAUGAUCCCAAGGUUGGAGAGGAGGAUGAGAAGGAGAAUGCAGAGGAGGAUGAAGAAGAGCCGGACGUUCCUGCGGGGCCCCGCCCACAGAUCUCAGAGCUCGUUAAGAAGGAGAAAAUCACUCCAAUCCCAGAGGGCAGUGCGUUCUUCAUCUUUAGCAACACAAACCCAAUUCGAGUCGCCUGCCACAAGCUGAUAAACCACCACAUCUUCACCAACCUCAUCCUCGUGUUCAUUAUGCUAAGCUCCGCCUCCUUGGCAGCUGAGGACCCAAUCAGAAACUUCUCUGCCCGUAAUAUUGUCCUAGGCUAUGCAGAUUAUGUCUUCACUAGUAUGUUUACAUUUGAGAUCGUGUUGAAGAUGACCACAUAUGGCGCGUUUCUCCACAAGGGGGCGUUCUGCAGGAACUACUUUAAUCUUCUAGAUCUGCUGGUGGUUGGCGUGUCGCUGGUGUCCUUCGGAAUUCAAUCGUCAGCCAUCUCAGUGGUGAAGAUUCUGAGGGUUCUGAGGGUGCUGCGUCCACUCAGGGCCAUAAACAGAGCUAAAGGACUGAAGCAUGUGGUCCAGUGUGUGUUUGUGGCCAUCAGGACUAUUGGAAACAUCAUGAUUGUCACCACACUGCUACAGUUUAUGUUCGCCUGCAUUGGUGUACAGCUCUUCAAGGGGAAGUUUUACCGUUGUAACGAUGAAGCCAAGUCCAGCCCAGAGGAGUGCAAGGGAACGUAUAUCAUGUAUAAGGAAGGAGAUGUGAACCAGCCAAUCAUUCAGAAGCGUCAUUGGCACAACAGCGAUUUCAACUUCGACAACGUACUCAUGGCCAUGAUGGCUCUUUUCACAGUGUCCACAUUUGAAGGCUGGCCAGCGUUGCUGUACAAGGCCAUAGACUCCAACCGGGAGAACAUGGGUCCGAUCUACAACUACCGUGUGGAGAUUUCCAUCUUCUUCAUCAUCUACAUCAUCAUCAUCGCCUUCUUCAUGAUGAACAUCUUCGUGGGUUUCGUCAUCGUUACCUUUCAGGAACAGGGAGAGAAAGAGUACAAGAACUGUGAGCUGGACAAGAACCAGCGCCAGUGUGUGGAGUAUGCAUUAAAAGCGCGUCCUCUCCGGAGGUACAUCCCAAAGAACCCGUACCAGUAUAAGUUCUGGUAUGUGGUGAACUCCACCGGCUUCGAGUACAUCAUGUUUGUCCUGAUCUUACUCAACACCAUCUGUCUUGCCGUGCAGCACUACGGUCAGUCCGAGCUGUUCAAUUAUGUUAUGGACAUCCUGAAUAUGGUCUUCACUGCCGUCUUCACUGUGGAGAUGGUACUCAAACUGAUAGCCUUCAAACCCCGGCAUUAUUUCACUGACGCAUGGAACACAUUUGACGCCUUAAUUGUUGUCGGUAGCGUCGUAGAUAUUGCUAUCACUGAAGUCAACCCCACAGAGGCACCUCAGGUGGAUGAGGCGGGGAACACAGAGGACAGUGCUCGCAUUUCCAUUACCUUCUUCCGUCUUUUCCGAGUGAUGCGAUUGGUCAAGCUGCUGAGCAGGGGGGAGGGCAUUCGAACCCUCCUCUGGACCUUCAUCAAGUCCUUCCAGGCCCUGCCAUAUGUCGCUUUGCUGAUAGCCAUGCUCUUCUUUAUCUACGCUGUCAUUGGAAUGCAGGUGUUUGGGAAAAUCGCCAUGGUGGACCACACGCAAAUCAACAGGAACAAUAACUUUCAGACGUUCCCCCAGGCUGUGCUUCUGCUCUUCAGAUGUGCAACAGGUGAAGCCUGGCAGGAGAUCAUGUUGGCAUGUAUGCCAGGGAAGCUGUGUGAUCCGGAGUCAGACUAUAAUCCUGGAGAAGAGAUGACUUGUGGGAGCAGCUUCGCCAUCAUCUACUUCAUCACCUUCUACAUGCUCUGCGCCUUCCUGAUCAUUAACCUGUUUGUGGCUGUCAUCAUGGACAAUUUCGACUAUCUGACCCGUGAUUGGUCGAUUCUGGGGCCACAUCAUCUUGAUGAAUUUAAAAGGAUUUGGUCAGAAUAUGAUCCAGAGGCCAAAGGCAGAAUAAAGCAUCUUGAUGUAGUGACGUUGUUACGGCGGAUUCAGCCGCCUCUUGGUUUUGGGAAACUCUGUCCUCAUAGAGUCGCUUGCAAGAGGCUGGUGGCUAUGAACAUGCCUCUGAACAGUGACGGCACCGUCAUGUUUAACGCUACACUUUUUGCUCUUGUGAGAACUGCACUGAAGAUCAAAACAGAAGGUAACCUAGAGCAGGCGAAUGAAGAGCUGCGAGCCGUAAUUAAGAAGAUCUGGAAGAGAACAAGCAUGAAACUUUUGGAUCAAGUGGUGCCCCCUGCUGGUGAUGAUGAGGUAACGGUGGGGAAGUUCUAUGCCACUUUCCUGAUACAGGACUACUUUAGGAAAUUCAAGAAACGCAAAGAGGAAGGCCUGGUGGGCGUUCACCCAGCACAGAACAACACGGCCGUCGCCCUGCAGGCUGGCCUCCGUACGCUGCAUGACAUUGGGCCAGAAAUACGCCGUGCGAUAUCAUGUGACCUGCAGGAUGAUGAGCUAGUAGACUUUUUGCCAGAGGAGGACGAAGAAAUUUAUAGGCGAAACGGAGGACUCUUUGGCAACCACAUUAACCACAUAAACGGAGACACCCGGAGGAGCUCUGGCCACCAGACGAACGCCACACAGCGCCCCCUGCAGGUGCAGCCGCCCCCACAUUACGCCCACAUGGAACAACCUGUGGGGCGCCUGGGCCGUGCCAAUGCAAUGGCGCAGCAAAACCAUCAUCGCCACCACCACCACCAUCAUCACCAUCAUCAUCACAACUCCUACAACAAGUCGCCCAAGUCUACCAACAUCAACCUAAACAACGCCAACAUGUCCAGUUUACCUAACGGAGGACACAAUCGGUACUACGAGCAUAUGCCCGCUAAUGGCUACCCGGGAUCGUAUUAUGGAGAAUAUGAGAAGCCCAGGACCCCACAUGGGCAAAGAAGGCGCUACUAUGAGACGUACAUUAGGUCGCAGGGCAGCGACAGAAGACGACCCACUAUACGCCGCGAAGAGGAGUAUGAAGAAGAUCGUUACUCUGGAGAGUACUACAGCGGAGAGGAGUUUUACGAAGAUGACAGCAUGCUGUCGGGUGAUAGGUACCCCAAUAGUGAUCAGGAGUACGAGACGCCACGGGGUUACCACCAUCCUGACGGUUACUAUGAUGAUGACGAGCAGCCCCUUUAUCACGAUCCACGUAGAUCACCAAAGAGAAGACUGCUUCCUCCAACACCGCAAGGUAAUCGGAGACCAUCAUUCAAUUUUGAGUGUCUGCGCAGACAGGGCAGUCAAGAUGAUCUUCCUCACCAGCGAACUGCUCUUCCAUUACAUCUCAUGCAACAUCAGGUGAUGGCGGUAGCGGGUCUAGACUCCAGCAGGGCUCACAGGCUUUCACCUACUCGAUCUACCAGAUCGUGGGCGUCACCUCCUCUCACUCCUGCAAGUAAAGACAGAACGCCGUACUACACGCCGCUGAUCCGUGUGGACCGUCCGCUGAGGGACAGCGCAAGCAGCAGUCACUCAUCCAUCAGGAAGAGUUCAUGGUAUACAGAUGAUCCCGAGUACCAGCAGAGGAACUACUCACCUGUUCAUCUGCAGGUCCCACCGGAGUAUCGAAACCAGUACCACCAGAAGAGAGGUAGCGCUACCAGCCUGGUAGAGGCGGUCUUGAUAUCAGAAGGACUGGGUCGAUACGCCAAGGAUCCAAAGUUCGUGGCUGCCACGAAGCACGAGAUCGCGGAUGCGUGCGAGAUGACCAUCGACGAAAUGGAGAGCGCCGCCAGCCAUCUCCUGAACGGCGGCAUUACGCCGGUAGUCAAUGGCGUCAACGUGUUCCCCAUACUGGGCCACAGAGACUACGAGCUGCAAGAUGUCUCGGCUAGCUACAGCGAUGAGGAACCGGACCCCGAACCCAGACCGCCAUACGAGGAGGACCUGGCAGACGAAAUGAUAUGCAUUACCACUUUAUAGCACCUGGUAAGCGGCUGCUGCUUGUUCCUCAGAAACUGAUCAGCGAAACAAAAAAAUAUAAACUUUAUUUAUUGGCUUACUACCUAAAGAAGUGCCUUUACAGCAGAGCAGAAAGGCACCACAAGAACGGACGCAUCGGUGCCGCGCGCUCGCUUCCUGUUCAUGCAGGAACUUGGCAGUCACGGCACCGGGGAGGAGCUAAGAAGGACCGCCCCGAACUUUAAUUGGCUGCUCGUACCGUCACUGCAGGAAAUGGACCAAUGAGCAGCGAGGCGAGGUACACAGGGGCAGGCUGUUUCCAAGGUGAUGACAAUCAGAAAGAAUAUGUCAUUACCUCAGUCACUUUAUUAAGGGUUUUGCAUAUCAAGCACGUUGCAAGCUCAAUGCAAGCAAGUAUGGCAUAUCCCUCCACAAAGGCUUUAGUUUCGACUCGCCCGUAUGAUUACUUUAGUAACGGUUAAGGCAUAUUUUAGAGAACAAACGCUAAUUCUACAACACUGGUUUACAAUAAGGAUAUCAUGCAGGUUUGUGGAUUUCAAGAGGAUUUCAGCAUUUGUGUUGAAUGCACUAGCAGACAGGUUAUUUUUUUAAUUUAGGAUAGCCUGUUUGAUAUUUCAUAAUAUGCUGUAAAUGACUUGUAAUAUAUAAAGCAAAAGAAAAACUUUGUAAAGAGACAUUAUAUAUUUUGUAAUUAUGUACUGUACAAAAAAGCAGCAAUAUUAAUCCUAAUUGAUGUUAUUGCAUUACAAAAAAGACAAAAUUUGGUGUUAUUUUAAUAGGUACUGUACUUUAUUAAAUUCUUUGCCUUUAUUCUUUGCUCAUAUGCAUUCAUACUUGUUUGUGAAAAGUAUAGAACAAAAAAGCCAAUUUUAUAUGAGGUUAUGUCUGUGACACACCCGCACAAGAUAUGCAAGUCGUUUUCUCAGUGUCCGUUUCAUAAGCAUAACCGACAUAGUGUUUCCUUCAAAUCUAUGGCAUGCAGUAUGGGUCACGAACGUUGACCUCCUUUAUGGGGAAUUUAGUAGGGCUUACAGAAUCGUGUGUCUUGUUUGUGUAUAUUAAAAGAGUCUGUCGAAAAGGACUUCCCAUUUUAAGGGUUCGUGUGCGUGUUUCGUUGCAUAUUUUGUGCAGGGGAGGUGCACAGGAAGGUGCAAUGGUAAAUGCUUUGUGCAUUAACAAUGCUGCUUAAUUAGUCUGCAAUUAAACUGUACGACCCUCACCAGAAACAUGCUGCCACUUGGAAAAGCCUGCUGCCACUGGCUGAUCUAUAGCUGAUCUAGAAAUUGCGCAAGGGUUUCAGAUCAACCAAUCAUUUCCACCGAUGUAUUUAGGUGUUUUGAAUACUGAAAUCUUCCUUUAGUUUUAUAAUAAUGAUGAUAAUGAAGAUGAUUAUGACGACAAAAUAUGAUUAUGGGGGAGUUUUAGGUUGUUUGAAGUGUAUGUUCGCAUCAUGCAUCCUUAAAGGAACAGUUUGUGCAAAAAUGAAAAUCCUGUUUUAUUCACUCACAGUCACUGUCAUGUCAUCAAAACUGCUGUUUUUUUUUGUUUUGUUCUUGUUUUCCCAUGGAACACGGGGAUAAUAUUUAAUGCUCAAAAGUUAUUAUAUAUAGUAACAGUAUAUAAACAGUAGAGAAUAGCACUAGCAGCACCAAGGACAUGGGUUUGAUUCAGAGGGAAUAAAAAGUGCAAUUUAAGGGCGUUUUCACACCUGGUUUGUUUGGAGCAUUUGUUUCGGAAUCUGGUGCAUAUUCUCCCUUAGUUCAGUUGGUUUAGGCAUAUAUGAACACGGCAAUCUCGCUCUGAUCCGCACCUAAAAAAUUGGUCCGAGAUCACCUAAACGAGGUGGUCUCAGCCCGCUUGAAAACAAACUCAGCAGCAGUGUUUGAAUCGUGGGUUAACUUGGAGAAAAACGAAGUGAAAUGUCUAAUUGAAAUCUUGAAAGUCAGCCAAAUCGCAUAAAAAUACAGAUGAAUACUUGAUUCAUGCUUUAAAUCAGGGGUGUCCAAAUGUUUUUAAAAGGGGGCCAGACUUAAUGUCGUGGACACAUCUGGGGGCCAGUUCCUUUUCUAUUUUUAUAUAUAUAUAUAUAUAUAUAUAUAUAUAUAUAUAUAUAUAUAUAUAUAUAAAAACAUCUUUGGAAAAAAUUUAUUUGAAGUGUAAUUUAGUUGUUUCGUUUGUUUCACGUCCCAUUAGAUUACAUGGAGAGGGGGCGGGGUUUAUGACCUAUACUGAAACCAGCCACCUGGGGGCAAUCAAAACGUUUUGGCUUCACUUUUCAGGAUUGUGCGGCACACUCGGUCUAGCCUGAAUUAUUUUUUUUAUUUAUUUUUUGGUCAUGACUUGAGCAUUUAGAAGCAAAAUUUAUGAGCGAAUUUCAUUGGUGAUUUCAAAUAUGAAUUUUAGUCGUAAGCUUGGUGAACAGCUUUGGAGAAUUUGAUGUUUCCCCAUUCAGAGAGAUAACUGUACUUGCCUGACUAAAAUAGCUGCCCGAGAGGCGUUUCAAAGAUGGCCGCCGAGUGAAAUGACGUGCCUCAAAGGGACUUUGGUAAUACAACACAAUAAGCCAGUGGAGCUGUUGUUUAUCCUAUCUUGAGGGAUGACCGAAUUGAGCGGAAUCCCGGAACAUAAACAGGUGCAUUCUGACCAAUGAGAGGACAGGUUACUUGCAUGUGACUUGUAUUAACAAAUUUUGGUCUGUUUAGAAAUGUUUCCUUAUGAAAACCAAACCAAGAAGAAAUUGCAACAGUAGUAUUUUAAUCCCUGUUUCGGAACAAAGCAAACAAUCUACAGGUCUGAAAACGCCUAUAAAAGUGUCUGCCAAAUGCAUUAAUGUAAAUGUAAUCAUAAUGAUCAUGUCUGCCAACCUAGAAAAAAAUGACACAAGAGUGAGUAUCUAAUGACAGAAUUUUCAUUUUUGGGUGCACUAUCCCUUUAAGCAGGGCAAGAAACUGGUUAAGCAAUACUGACCCCCUUUCCCCCACUUUUGUGUUUAUUUUGCUUUUCUUUCUUUUAACUUCAGCUCUGGCUUCUGGAAAUACCUCUUUUAGAGCAGGGGAAACAUAUCAGCAUUUGAAGCGUCCUUUUUGUGAGCAUUUUUGCCUUUAAAGUGUUGUAAAUCUCUGUCCUUAGGCCUCAACAUGGGAUUACAUCAAUUCAAUUGACCUUUUGUCACUUCCAACAGGCAAAUUAAUGCUGAGCACUAUGGGCAAAAAAAAAAAAAAGUAAGACUGCAAAGGCCACUGCCUUGAAGUGUAAAGCUUCACUACAGCUUAAAUAAAGGGAAACGUAGGGUUUGUCGGAUGUUGUUGUUCUUGAGUGUUAUUGAUCUCUUGUGUUUUGGAAGAGUACUGUGCUUUUCAGUCAACCGAAUACUGUCAUUGAAACACUGCGUGUGCACAUCUGAAAGGGCUGAAAUGAUCCGUGUGGAAAAAAAAAAUAAAUGAAACGUUGUGUUCUGGUCUUCAUGUCAAUUAUACUGUAUCUUGUAAACGGACCAAUGCACAUUCUUGGCACAUUGUACUAUUCGUAGCAAUUACUGGUAAGGACAAUAAAAUAUGCAUUAUUUUUAUUAAACAAAGAAAAAACUUUUCAAAAAAACUUAUUAAACUAAAGAUUUAACUUUUACCUCGUGUCAGGGACUCCUGAAUAGAAAGAAAAAAUUUGGUUUCUUAAUAUACCAAUGGGAUUUUACUAUUAGCACAUUGCUGUUCGUCUUUGCACAAAUUACUGUAACGUGCAAUUUGUUUUCCCUGUUUUCUAUUCAUAUUUUGUGUAUCAAGGUGGGCGAAUUUUGUACUUUUUUCUGUGACUGUGCGUACGGUUUAGUGAAAUCUAUAUGUCAUUUACAUUUCACCUUUCAAUGCUGGGACAAACAGAAGAGGGGGGGGAAGUGCACUCCUCUGUAUUGUUAACGCUGAUAUGUUAACAAAAAAAUGGAAAAAAGUAUUACACAAGUUUUCAGAGCCACAUCUGUUGAUUAUCACAUUUUCAUCUAGAGUUGUUGCUAUACUAUUAUAUUCUUUUUCUUAAUAAUGCUGUAAGGAAACUUAAGAUUAUAGUGUAACAUAUGUACAUAUGUAACGGAAAGAUGCGUGGUGAUGUUCUCCAUUUGAAAGUCUUUAUCUUUGCUCUGUUAUGGUUUUUAUUCCAUGAAGAAAAAGAAAAAAGGGUUUCUCUUCGUAGCAGAUGACUUAUAAUAUCCCUCUAGGUUUUGUAUUGAUGCAUUUUUUGUAAUUUUCCUAUUUAUUUUGGCCUGGACUUGAUUUUAAUCAAUAUUGAAAUUUUAUUUUCUAAUGAUUAAUACAGAAUAAACUUAAUGAACAAACAA
This is a messenger RNA of Ctenopharyngodon idella (grass carp), 11012 nucleotides long. It is a transcript of the gene cacna1da, whose product is annotated as calcium channel, voltage-dependent, L type, alpha 1D subunit, a. NCBI's taxonomy places the organism in Eukaryota, Metazoa, Chordata, Actinopteri, Cypriniformes, Xenocyprididae. The coding region runs from base 401 to 6685 and encodes 2094 amino acids. Gene Ontology annotation, cellular component: voltage-gated calcium channel complex; membrane. Gene Ontology annotation, biological process: calcium ion import across plasma membrane. Gene Ontology annotation, molecular function: high voltage-gated calcium channel activity. The record is from RefSeq and is a predicted model, not a curated record. The transcript has 49 exons.